Molecule: messenger RNA, 3988 nt
Organism: Herpailurus yagouaroundi (jaguarundi)
Lineage: Eukaryota; Metazoa; Chordata; Mammalia; Carnivora; Felidae
Gene: SLC20A2
Product: solute carrier family 20 member 2
Exons: 11
Coding region: 685-2646 (653 amino acids)
Biological process (GO): phosphate ion transmembrane transport
Cellular component (GO): membrane
Molecular function (GO): phosphate transmembrane transporter activity
Source: RefSeq, a predicted model, not a curated record
CUGUUGUGAAAAAGAGCUUACUCUUUCUUUGUCAGUACUUGCGAAAACAACUUAAAAGAAGUUAGUAUUAUUGGACUGAAUUCAGUAAUUAGCAUAAUCAUGAUGCUAUGUAUUGUUCAGCAGAGCACGCCCCUUGGCCAAAUUUCCCAUUAAGAGGACACCGAUGUUGUCCUAGUGAAUAAAUCCCAGCACACAUGAUGCAAAUCAGCGAGUUCCUGCCUGCUGCGCCGGUGCGGUUAAUUUUAGCUGGGGUUUGUUCUAGGAGUUGUAAAACUGUUUACCCAAGUAGAAGUUAGUAAGCUGAAAUGUGACUUCUCAGCCUAAGGUGAUAGGAUAUCUAUUUUAGACUUCAGAUUGUGUUCAUGGUCGGGAGAACAGUCUUCUGAAGAAUUGCGGCUCAGAUUUUCUUUGAAAGCGCUUGAGGAGACAUCACAGCUUUCCCAGAUUGGGAGGAAAAAUAUGGAAUGUGUUUUACCGCUGACUGAACACAACCAAAUGAACUGUACUGACAGUAGUUUGAAAACCAGCAGUUAGCAGUUUGUUCAGGCUCUAACAUUGUCCAGCACUUUCCAGAGCAAACUCACUGUUUACAAGAACUCUCGGCCUUACGACGUUUAUAACCUCAAGCUUUGUUUAUUUAAAAUAUUCCCGCACGAGAAAAGUACCUGGCGCCCACUUUCCAAAAUGGCCAUGGAUGAGUAUUUGUGGAUGGUCAUUUUGGGUUUUAUCAUAGCUUUUAUCUUGGCAUUUUCCGUUGGUGCAAAUGAUGUUGCCAAUUCAUUUGGUACUGCUGUGGGCUCUGGCGUGGUGACCUUGAGGCAGGCAUGCAUUUUGGCUUCAAUAUUUGAAACCACCGGCUCAGUGUUAUUGGGAGCCAAAGUAGGAGAGACCAUUCGAAAAGGUAUCAUUGAUGUGAACCUAUACAACGAGACAGUAGAAACACUAAUGGCUGGGGAAGUUAGUGCAAUGGUUGGCUCAGCUGUUUGGCAGCUCAUUGCAUCCUUCCUGAGACUUCCAAUCUCAGGAACUCAUUGCAUCGUUGGUUCUACUAUAGGAUUCUCACUUGUUGCAAUUGGUACACAAGGUGUGCAGUGGAUGGAGCUUGUCAAGAUUGUUGCUUCCUGGUUUAUAUCCCCACUGUUGUCUGGUUUCAUGUCUGGUGUGCUGUUUAUACUGAUCAGAAUUUUCAUCUUAAAAAAGGAGGACCCUGUUCCCAAUGGCCUCCGGGCACUUCCAGUGUUCUAUGCUGCUACAAUAGCAAUAAACGUAUUUUCCAUCAUGUACACAGGAGCACCAGUGCUUGGUCUGGUCCUUCCCAUAUGGGCAAUAGCACUCAUCUCCUUUGGUGUUGCACUGCUGUUUGCCCUUUUUGUAUGGCUCUUUGUGUGUCCAUGGAUGCGGAGGAAAAUAGCAGGCAAAUUACAAAAAGAAGCUGCUUUAUCGCGAGUUUCUGAUGAAAGCCUCAGUAAAAUUCAGGAAGUGGAGUCCCCAGUAUUUAAAGAGCUACCAGGUGCCAAGGCUAAUGACGACAGCACUGUCCCUCUCACGGGCUCAGCUGGGGAGCCAUCUGGAACCUCUGAAGGCACAUCAGUGGGAAACCACCCCCGGGCCUCCUACGGAAGGGCACUUUCCAUGACUCACGGCUCUGCAAAAUCACCCGUCUCCAACGGCACCUUCGGCUUUGACGGCCACACGAGGAGUGACGGGCACGUGUACCACACGGUGCACAAAGACUCGGGGCUCUACAAAGACUUGCUGCACAGGAUUCACUCAGACAGGGGCCCCGAGGAGAGGCCCGCACAGGAGAACAACUACCGAUUUCUGCGGCGAAAUAACAGUUACACGUGCUACACGGCAGCCAUCUGUGGAAUGCCUGUCCACUCGACCUUCAAAGCUGCUGACUCGUCAUCUGCGCCAGAGGACAGCGAGAAGCUGGUGGGGGACGCCGUGUCCUAUUCUAAAAAGAGGCUUCGCUAUGACAGCUACUCAAGCUACUGCAAUGCGGUAGCAGAAGCUGAGAUAGAGGCCGAUGAGGGAGGUGUGGAAAUGAAGCUGGCAUCUGAGCUGACGGAUCCUGACCAGCCCCGAGACGACCCUACAGAAGAGGAGAAGGAGGAGAAGGACACAGCCGAGGUCCACCUCCUGUUCCAUUUCCUGCAAGUCCUUACUGCCUGUUUUGGAUCCUUUGCUCAUGGUGGCAAUGACGUGAGUAAUGCCAUUGGUCCCCUGGUAGCUUUGUGGCUGAUUUACGAGCAAGGUGCAGUCCUGCAGGAAGCAGUUACCCCCGUCUGGCUGCUGUUUUAUGGAGGAGUUGGAAUUUGUACGGGUCUGUGGGUCUGGGGGAGAAGAGUGAUCCAGACCAUGGGGAAGGACCUCACCCCCAUCACACCAUCGAGCGGCUUCACCAUUGAGCUGGCCUCCGCGUUCACGGUGGUGAUCGCCUCCAACGUCGGACUUCCUGUCAGCACCACACACUGCAAGGUGGGGUCCGUGGUGGCCGUGGGCUGGAUCCGCUCCCGGAAAGCCGUGGACUGGCGCCUCUUCCGGAACAUCUUUGUGGCCUGGUUUGUGACUGUCCCCGUGGCCGGGUUGUUCAGUGCUGCUAUCAUGGCUCUUCUCAUGUACGGGAUUCUUCCAUAUGUGUGAUUUGUCUUCUUCCGCCCAGUACACAAGGGAGGGUCUGGUGUGGGUAUGUGUGGGUGGCGUGUUACACGCACGCUGCCUGCGCACGGGCUGUCUCCCAGCCAGCUUGUCCGUGGCCCUUUCGUAUGGUUCCAAACCACACUGUUCACCUACACUGUAGAGAGUCAUCCUCCAGAGCUAACUUAACUACUGUACAUAAUCAUGUGCAUUAAACUGGUAUCGUGGUGACAUAACGUGGUGCAGUUACUUAUAUGUUAAAUAUAUAUUGUAUACAUAGAAUAGAUAGCAUUAUUUCAAACAUACUCGAAAUGGGAGUGGAGAAAUAUUGUCUAGAAUUCAAUAUUCAACAAAUCUUUGUACGGAAUGAUUUCAGUGGCAAAUUUUAAGAACCUUUUAAAAGGAAAGUGUAGAUUGGAAAGUGCUAUUUUUCCCAUUGAAUAUACUGUAAGAUAAGUGUGAAUCGGGUUGGAUGUACAUUUGGGAAGAUGUACGUCCGGGGGUGUGCUCUUGAGUAAUACUGGGGUAGGAGUUCACAAGUGCUUUCACUGAGGAAUUUGUUCAUAUACUGUGUAUUGAUUAUGUAAUAUAUCAUAAUUGCCUCUGUAAAUACUUAAAACGGUAAUUUUUUAAUGGUGUGCUUCCCAUAUACUUUUUUGAUCAGAGAAUUUUGGAAAGUACCAAAGAAGCAGGGGAAUAGUUUGCCAGUAUUAUAUUUUCAUACUGUCUUUCUCCCCUUCCCAUGAAUCCUACUGUUAACCUAGGCUGUAGCGAGACCGCCUCGCCCCGGCCUGCCCCCUAGCAGGGCGGAGGCCGAAGCACCAGCCCCCUGUCACGUGCUCGUUACGAGCAUCCUACUUCCUGUCCCCCGCCCCCACUGCCACCACUUGCUAGUUACUGGUGAGCCCUGCAGUGGCCCGUCGUCGUCGUCGUCGUCAUCGUGUAGAGAAUGUACAUACGUGAGGCUGCCCGAUCAAGCACCACACACCAAGUCCAGUUUAAAUUUUCACCCGUACUCUCCCCUGCAGCCUGAAAAAGCGAAUUCUUAAAACACUAAGGCGAGUGAGUUGACAUUCAGGAGGGGGUAGAGUUGAAAUAUCAGACAAUACACUGGAUUUGAGGAUUUCCUUGAGGCCUUUACUAAGCUGAACAUCUUGAGGCUCUACUGUAGUCCCACUGGAUUCUGUCCUGAAAGCGGGAGGGAGGGAGUGUGAGUGAUGCUGGAGCCUGAAACCGUGGAAAUGCUGCUAAAAUUUUUAUAUUGACAAACGUUUUCUUGGUACUUCAUUGUGAUUUUUCAUUAAUCAACCAUAUUAAAUUUAUAAUAAAAAAUGCCCUUCAAAAGGUU